This is a messenger RNA of Carya illinoinensis, 1818 nucleotides long. RefSeq names its product protein FAR-RED IMPAIRED RESPONSE 1-like. NCBI's taxonomy places the organism in Eukaryota, Viridiplantae, Streptophyta, Magnoliopsida, Fagales, Juglandaceae. Bases 1 to 1818 code for a protein of 605 amino acids. Gene Ontology annotation, molecular function: zinc ion binding. The transcript is spliced from 6 exons. The record is from RefSeq and is a predicted model, not a curated record.
AUGACCCAGAGGAGCCAUAGGUUUGAGGAUGAGAGCCUUAGAUAUGUCACAUUGGGUUGUGCUCAGGGUGGGAUGGCACGUAACCGUACAUCAAAUGUUGCCAAGCCACGUCCGACAUCAAAGACAGACUGUAAGGCAAGAAUAAAUGUGACGUUAGAAAGAGGUGUGUUCAAGGUGAACGGUGUAGAUAAUUCCCAUAAUCACGGAUUAAGUCCAAAAAAGUCGAGAUUUUUUCGCUGCAAUAGAGAAGUGAGCGAGUCCGUUAAGAGAGUGUUAGACAUAAAUGAUCAAGUUGGGAUAAGAAUGAACAAGAGUUUUGCCUCUCUUGUGCAAGAAGCGGGUGGGUUUGAGAACUUGCCAUUCAAUGAAAAGGACUGUCGGAAUUAUAUUGACAAGGCACGCCACCUUCGACUUGGGAAAGGUGGUGCUGGAGCCCUCCGUGAGUAUUUUGCGCGGAUGCAAUACAAAAAUGACGGAUUCUUUUCACUAAUGGAUAUGGAUGAUGACGGACGGUUUAGGAAUGUAUGCUGGGCGGAUGCACGAAGUAGGGCAGCCUACAAAUAUUUUGGUGAUGUUGUGACCUUCGACACGACUUAUUUGACAAACAGAUAUGGGAUGCCGUUGGCACCGUUUGUUGGUGUAAACCACCAUGGCCAGUCGAUUUUGUUGGGCGCAGUUGAGGAGUUUGAGGGGUCUUGGGAAGUGUUAAUUCAGAAGUACAACUUGCAGGAUAAUGCUUGGUUGAAGAGUUUAUACGCUGAGCGUAUGUAUUGGGCACCGGUAUUCAUGAAAGAUGUUUUCUGGGCUGGAAUGAGUACAACCCAACGAAGCGAGAGUAUGAACGCUUUUUUCGACGGGUAUGUUCAUGCUAAGACAAACUUAAAAGAGUUUGUCGAUCAGUUUGAUAAUGCAUUGAGGAAGAAGAUUGAAAAUGAAAGUGCGGCGGACUUCCAAGAAGUUCAAAAAGAAGUAAUAGAGAUGCUUGCAACUCUUCCAACUCUACACCGGAAGGAUGGUGUAAUUGCAACAUACAAUGUAGAAGAUGAAGUGAGUGUUAAUGAUUUCAUCAAGGAGGUUACCCACAUGGUCUACUUUAAUGAGGCUGAAUGUGAGGUGAAGUGUUCAUGUGCCUUGUUUGAGAUGAGAGGGGUAUUGUGUAGGCACGUAUUGGGCAUUAUGAGACUUAACAAAGUUCGAUCAGUGCCAGAAAAGUACAUACUAGAUCGAUGGCGGAAAGACAUAAAGAGAACUUACACUCUUAUACGAAGUAGUUAUGAUGGGGUUGAUGAGAGACCUGAAGUUAGCAGAUAUUCACGUAUCAUCAAGAAAUGCAACGAAGUAUCCACAAAUGCAUCUUCAUGUGAUGAGCACACGGAGGAUAUGCUAGCUAAGUUACAUGCAAUGAACUUAGGCUACCGCACGAACAAGCCACCAUCAAAGGUGAAUGUUACAACUGUCGUGGAAACUACAAUUGCCACUUCUAAAUAUGUACUGAGUCCCCAUGUAGUGAGAGGAAAAGGCAGAUCGCGAUCUCUCAGGAAAAAAUCCAUGAUUGAACAUUUGAAACCCACGACAAAGAAGGCUACUCAGAAAGGAAAACGUAAACAGCUGCAUGGAAUAGAAGGCGAAAUUGUGGGAACUAGAAGGAAUUUAUUUGGUUCCACAGAUGUUGGGACACAACAAAGUGUCACAUUUCAGCCUCCUCAAAACGCUACCAAAGUGUUGAACUUUAGUACCACUGAGUUAGACUUUACGAUGCAACUUCGAUUGGAUGGAACCCAGCCGGAUAGCUUGCCUGGGACACAACCGUGGCAAUAG